AUGAGACAUCUUGAAGAAAGCAUACAUGAACUCAAUGUGGCUGAACAGUAUACCAAGAUAUGGACCAAAUGGGAAAAAUAUACUCUCUAUGCUUUAAUUGUGUUAAUUGCUUGGGUACUUCAUUGGGAAGCCAGCGUUAUCCAAGUAUCUAGCAUUUACGUGACUUCUGCGUUGGGUUCCAGCAGUUUGAUCAGUACUUUGAGAACAGUUAGUUCCAUUGUCCAAACUGUAUUAUUGCCUUUCUAUUCAAAGAUUUCUGACAAAGUUGGCCGUUCUUCUAUUUACGGUUUGGCUGUCAUCUCUCUUAUUGUAUCGCUUAUAAUUCAAGCAACAGCCAAGAACUACGAUACCAUUUUGGGUGCGCAAGUUAUCCAUGCAUUUGGAUUUGGCGGUAUUUUCAUCAUGGGUCCCAUUGUCAUCGGAGAUCUCACUGAUGUUGUGAGCCGUGGUUUAUUCCAAGGUCUCUACGGUAUUCCCAAUAUCAUUAAUAUUUUCGUUACACCUUUUGUUGGUGACGCUCUUGGCUUUGCCCACUGGCGUUGGGCUUACGCGAUGAACGUCAUUAUUUUUGCUGUAACUGGUGCUCCUUUGGUAGCCAUGCUUUUGCGUCUUGAAUAUCGUGCCCGACACACACCCGGUUAUAUCGCGGCGGCAGAAGAAAAGAAACAAUUGAAAGCCACCCAACCUCAAAAAACUUUCGGGCAACGUUUGUACCGAUUUAUCAUCAAUUACGAUAUCGUGGGCUCCUUGUUAUUAGCUGGUGCUUUAACAAUGAUCCUUUUACCCUUGGUGCUGGCCAAUGCUCGAUGGGGCGGAUGGGGCUCUAGCAUUACUAUUGGUACUCUCGUCGGUGGUGUCGUGUCAUUUAUCCUCCUUAUUAUCUGGGAAUGGAAGUUCGCUGAAGUUCGUUUAUUGCCUUGGGCAAGAUGGCCUAAUAGCACCCCUAUUUUUGCCAUCAUUAUCAUCUCAUUGAUCUCUUUAAUCCAAUCUUCCAACUGGAUUUAUUUCCCUCUUUAUCUUAUGAUUUCCCGAAAAAUUUCCUCUGGUCGCGCCAAUUUGUUAGAUUGCGGUUACUCUGUAGCUUCAGCGGUCUUCCAAGUCAUCACUGGUUAUUUGAUGAAACGCACCAAGAAAUGGCGUCCUUUUACCUGGGCCGGUAUCUGUUUAAUGGUACUCGGUAUUGGCUUGAUGAUUCCUGCUCGUUUACCCCAUUCUUCCGAUGCUUUUGUGGUUGUUUCCCAAACCAUUGCCGGUGUUGGUGCCGGUAUGUUGGAUAUCCCUAUUACUGUGGCUGUUCAAAGUUCUGUUCCCCGAAAAGAUUUGGCCAUUGUCACAGCCUUGAUGCAAGUUGGUAGCACCAUUGGCUUUACCAUUGGCAGUACCAUUUCUGGAUCACUCUGGAAUUCUAUGAUUCCUGAAUUAUUGAUGAAGAAUGUCCCUGGCAUUAAUAUGCGACAAGUGAUGGGAAAUGUCACUUACGCUCAAAAUCUUCCCGAACCUGAAUAUAGUCUUGUGGUCGACUGCUUUGGCCAAGCCCAGCGUGUAUUGACCAUCAUUGCCUGUUGUAUGGUUGCUUUGGCCUUCUUAUGCACAUUACCUAUGAAAUCUUUCGGUUUGGACGAAACCGAUAACUAUCAGAAAGACCAUGAAAACGAUACCACGGAAAAGCACGAAGGACUCGACGAUGAAAUAACCCCACCCAAUACGGAAAAAAUAUAA
Radiomyces spectabilis is the source of this 1719-nucleotide messenger RNA. RefSeq names its product major facilitator superfamily domain-containing protein. The transcript has 7 exons. Gene Ontology annotation, biological process: transmembrane transport. The coding region runs from base 1 to 1719 and encodes 572 amino acids. Lineage: Eukaryota; Fungi; Mucoromycota; Mucoromycetes; Mucorales; Radiomycetaceae. The record is from RefSeq and is a predicted model, not a curated record. Gene Ontology annotation, molecular function: transmembrane transporter activity.